Messenger RNA from Cydia amplana, 669 nucleotides. RefSeq lists its product as uncharacterized. Lineage: Eukaryota; Metazoa; Arthropoda; Insecta; Lepidoptera; Tortricidae. The coding region runs from base 285 to 587 and encodes 100 amino acids. The transcript is spliced from 2 exons. The record is from RefSeq and is a predicted model, not a curated record.
ACAAACUAAAAUAAAUCGCCCUGUUAAAUCUAUUUACUAGGGCAAUACCUUAUCACCAACACGUAAUGCGGGCACAGCUCCACUAAUUGAUCUGUGAAACGCCAAACUGCUUUAACUCAUUGAUAUAGAGACUAUUCUUGCUCGGCCGUAUCACAGAAGUGCAGGGUUUGUACGCAUGAGCUCACAAAUGUGUCGUCACCUCAACCUGGCCGUAUAUCAGCCAUAAAUAAAAUAUAAGCGCUGCCCAACGCACCGCAACCUCAGUGUGCUAAACAACCGCAAACAUGCAUUGCAUUUGGAAACUCGCCUUUGUCCUCUCCGUGCUUUUCCUUGUUGAAAAUAAUGCAAGCUCUAUAAGGACAGAAGAUGUCUCCACUAAAGAUGUUCCUGUGCCCAAAGAAGAUAAUAAUAUAGACGUCGGAUCGGAGAUUCCUGCGGUGUUGGAAGUAGACGCUGUAGCUGAUAAGAUAGAAGAGAAUAACACUCUGCAAUGUGCCGAAAUCGGAUCUUUCUGCAUCAACCACUCGGAAUGCUGCUCCAACGCCUGUCUGGGAUACAUGAGGCGAUGCGUCUCCGGCUCAGGAUAAUAGGCUUCGACAUUUAUUUACUCAAAACUUGAGAGAAAACACAUUUGCUUGCAGCAAUGGUACAAUCGCAGACAUGGAUGCU